GCUCCGGGCUGAUUGGCCCGGGACGCAGGGGCGGGGCCCUUUGGGGCGCGCUGCGACUCAUUGGCCCGGAGCGCGGGGGCGGGGUUUCGGAGGACUCGCGGAGCGACGGCCAUGGAGGGAUCCGGCGCGGGCUUCCGGAAGGAGCUGCUGAGUAAGCUGCUGCACCUGCACUUCCGGGACCACAGGACCAAAGUCAGCGCCGAUGCGCUGCAGCUCACGGCGGAGCUGCUCCGGAUUUUCGUGGUGGCUCCUGGACUUCUAGUGGCCCCUGCGCUUUCCACGGCCAACCCAGGAGGCCCCUGCACAGCCUGGCGUCCGGGGACCUGCAGCAGUCCAGCCAGCACACGCGCCCCAGCCUCAGAAGGGGCGGGUCACCCCCGCCCUCCCCUCCCUGCACCCCCGCCCCGGCACAGGAGCCCGGUGCUGGGGGAGAGGCCAACCCCCCUCCCUGAGCUGCACGUCUGUUCCCACAAAGCAACGUCAAUAAAUCAGGUCUGUCCCUGGUGUGGCCUUCUCACUGCCAGUGCCCAGAGCCCAGUGCUCCGACCCCCACCCUGCUGGGACCCCCACCCUCCUGGGACGGAAGCUCCCAUAGCAGGUGCGUGCAGACCCCCGGGGCUGGCUCCCAGGGGCGUGCAGACCCCCAGGGCUGUCUUUCAGGGGCGUGCAGACCUCCGGGGCUGGCUCCCAGGGCGUGCAGACCCCCAGGGCUGGCUCCCAGGGUGUGCAGACAUGCCAGCUGGCCGCCCCGAGGCCCUGGGGCAGUUCUGGGUGGGCCGCACUUAGGGCACCAUUGGCCUGGGGGCUCACUGUACCCGCCCCAGAGCACUCUGGACAGGCCUGGGCGAGCGUGGACAGUGGGCUCAAGCGCUGGGAAGGUGGCUGUUGGACCUGCAGGGAUGCCCGGCUGGCAGGGGCGCAAAUGCGGGAGCCACAGAGGCCACCUGGGACGGGACGGGCCCGGCCACGCGCUGCCUCAUCCCCGAGCCGUGCCCGGCCCCACUUGGCCACCCGCCUUGUUCUCCACGGAGGCGGCAGGG
Molecule: messenger RNA, 1040 nt
Organism: Oryctolagus cuniculus (rabbit)
Lineage: Eukaryota; Metazoa; Chordata; Mammalia; Lagomorpha; Leporidae
Gene: CENPX
Product: centromere protein X
Biological process (GO): DNA repair; kinetochore assembly; resolution of meiotic recombination intermediates
Cellular component (GO): Fanconi anaemia nuclear complex; FANCM-MHF complex
Source: RefSeq, a predicted model, not a curated record